This is a messenger RNA of Fulmarus glacialis (Northern fulmar), 1813 nucleotides long. It is a transcript of the gene CTDP1, whose product is annotated as CTD (carboxy-terminal domain, RNA polymerase II, polypeptide A) phosphatase, subunit 1. The transcript has 5 exons. Gene Ontology annotation, molecular function: RNA polymerase II CTD heptapeptide repeat phosphatase activity. The record is from RefSeq and is a predicted model, not a curated record. NCBI's taxonomy places the organism in Eukaryota, Metazoa, Chordata, Aves, Procellariiformes, Procellariidae. The annotation marks the transcript as partial.
UAAACCACUCUACAAAACCAGAGGCUCUGGAUUCAGCAGUGACAUCUGCAAAAGAUGUUGAAGAAAUAAAGAAUGUUACAUGUGUAGAAGAACAAAGCAAUGGUCUCAAGAAAGCUACAAAGGACACUUGCACAGCAAAUGGAAGUACUUCUGUAAGCAGUGAAACAUCUGACUGGGAUAUGAACUCUCGAGAUAAAGUUAAUGCCCAGGACUCCUUAAAUGAUAGCACUGAUCACAAAAUGGACAGUGAGGUCACUAAUGAUUUGACAAAUACAAAAGAAUCUCAGAGUUUUUCAGAACAAGUUGAUAGAACAGUGAUAGAGAAGCAGCAAACCCAAGACAAGACAACAAAUGACUUGGACUUUGAACUGUCUAGUGACAGUGAAAGUGACGGUGGAUUGGAUACCAGAAAGUCAUCCACUUCUGUAUCAGAUAGUGAGAACGAGGAAAAGAGAAGCUGGAAGAAAUCCAAACAACCUCUGCAGGAUGAAAAUUUGCAGAAAGGGAGUUGCCCUGAUGUGAGUGAGAAAAAGGAUGGUCUGGUGAACCAUUCUGGGGACACGCAAUCUCUACCUAGUGAAAAUAUUCAUGACAAGACUGAUCUUGAAGCACAAGAAGAAAGUGAACAGGAAAGCCUUUGUGAUUUAGGAAAUGGGUGUGCAGACAAGAAGGAAGCUGAAACAGAGUCUCAGAAUAGUGAACAGUCUGGAAUUACAAUGGGUGAGUCCUUAGACCAGAGUAUGGAGGAAGAAGAGGAGGAGGAUGAUACAGAUGAUGACGACCAUUUAAUAUACCUCGAAGAGAUCCUUGUGCGGGUUCACACUGAUUACUACACAAAGUAUGAUAAAUACCUGAAAAAAGAGAUUGAGGAAAUUCCAGACAUCAGAAAAAUAGUACCAGAACUGAAAAGUAAAGUGUUGGCAGAUGUAACUAUAAUAUUUAGCGGACUCUACCCAACAAACUUCCCCAUUGAGAAAACACGGGAACACUAUCAUGCCACAGCACUUGGAGCUAAAAUUGUGAAGAAUCUAGUAGUGAGUGCUGAUGAUCCUGACAAAGCAACGCAUCUCAUUGCAGCAAGGACAGGCACAGAAAAAGUACGGCAAGCUCAGGACUGCAAGGACCUCCAUGUUGUAAACCCCGAUUGGCUGUGGAGCUGCCUGGAGCGCUGGGACAAGGUUGAGGAACAGCUCUUUCCCUUGAAGGAUGACUAUAUCAAAACACACAGAGAGAACAGCCCUGCCACGUUUCCUGAUACACACAGCACUUUUCAGACAGCUCUGUUUCACCCAACACCCAUCCAUCCAAAGUCUCAACCUGGUCCUGAAGUUCGACUUUAUGAUCCUAACACUGGAAAGCUAAUCAGGAAAGGUGCUCAGACCUCUGGCCAGUCGAUGUACAUCCAGUCUCCAGCUCCUCCCAUCACCUUACCAGUCCACGGUGAACACUCGUCCUUCAGAGUUGUUCAACCACAUCAGCAGCAGAUGUUCGAAGAAGAAGACCUACCAGCGAGUGAAAAUGAAGAGCAGCCUGGUCCAUCUAAGCGGAAACGCCAGCCAAGUAUGUCUGAGACAAUGCCCCUGUACACCCUAUGUAAAGAGGAUUUAGAGAGUAUGGAUAAAGAGGUGGAUGACAUCUUAGGAGAAGGCAGUGAUGAAAGUGAUAGUGAAAAAAAAAAGCCAGAAGAGGAAGGUGAAAAACCUCAGAUUAGUGCAACAGAGACUUUAGGAAUGAAAACAGGUCAGAGACCUGGAUCAUCAUCGUCGUCAUCAUCAUCGUCAAGUGAAAGAAGCUUAACAGGCAGUGUACCCAG